Messenger RNA from Oncorhynchus gorbuscha (pink salmon), 1839 nucleotides. Its product is annotated as E3 SUMO-protein ligase PIAS1-like. Bases 45 to 1730 code for a protein of 561 amino acids. The transcript has 13 exons. NCBI's taxonomy places the organism in Eukaryota, Metazoa, Chordata, Actinopteri, Salmoniformes, Salmonidae. The record is from RefSeq and is a predicted model, not a curated record. Gene Ontology annotation, molecular function: transcription coregulator activity; SUMO ligase activity; zinc ion binding. Gene Ontology annotation, biological process: protein sumoylation; regulation of transcription by RNA polymerase II.
CUUUGCUCCCAAUUAGCAUUUUCGAAUCUGAGAGUAAAUAAGAGAUGAAUUUAUUGAUAAACGUCACCUUGUCUGAAGAGAGAUUUACAUGGUUAUCAAAACGGCACGCCAGGCAAAUGGUGAUGAGCCUUCGUGUUUCAGAGCUACAAGUGUUACUAGGCUACGCAGGACGCAACAAACACGGCCGCAAACAUCAACUGUUGACCAAAGCCCUGCACCUCCUUAAGGCCGGCUGCAGCCCCGCUGUCCAGAUGAAGGUGAAGGAGCUGUACAGGCGCCGCUUCCCCGCCAAGAUGCUGUCUCCGGUGGAUCUGGCCCUACCCAGUGUCCACUCCACCUCCAGCCUGCCCGGAGGCCUCACCUCGCUGGGGUUCGACAGCCACGGAUCCCCCUCGCCUGGCUCUCUGCUGGUGCCCAAACAGGAGCUGGGCCUUCACCCCGUACACCCUGACGUGAAGCUCCAGAGGCUGCCCUUCUACGACAUGUUGGAUGAGCUCAUCAAACCCACCAGCCUGGCCUCAGACAACAGUCAGCGGUUUCAGGAGACGUGCUAUGCCUUUGCUUUGACGCCCCAGCAGGUCCAGCAGAUCAGCAGCUCCAUGGACAUCUCUGGGACCAAGUGUGACUUUGCGGUGCAGGUUCAGUUAAGGUUUUGUUUGUCAGAGACGAGCUGUGCCCAGGAAGACCAUUUCCCGUCCAACCUGUGUGUGAAAGUCAACAGCAAACCCUGCAACCUCCCGAGCUACCUUCCUCCAACCAAAAACGGAGUGGAACCCAAACGGCCGAGUCGCCCCAUCAACAUCACGUCACUGGUCAGACUGUCCACCACAGUGCCCAACACUAUCGUGGUGUCGUGGACCUCAGAGAUAGGCAGGAGUUUCUCCAUGGCAGUCUACCUGGCGAGACAGCAGACAUCCACAACCCUGCUACAGAGACUACGAGCCAAAGGCAUCCGCAACCCAGACCACUCCAGAGCUCUCAUCAAAGAGAAGUUAACAGCUGACCCUGACAGUGAGAUUGCGACCACCAGUCUACGAGUCUCUCUCCUCUGUCCACUGGGGAAGAUGCGUCUGAUGAUCCCGUGCAGAGCGUUGACGUGUUCCCACCUCCAGUGUUUCGAUGCUACUCUUUACAUCCAGAUGAAUGAGAAGAAACCCACGUGGGUGUGUCCUGUCUGUGAUCAGAAGGCCCCCUACCAACACCUCAUCAUCGACGGGUUGUUCAUGGAGAUCCUGAACAGCUGUGAGGACUGUGAUGAGAUCCAGUUUAAAGAGGACGGGAACUGGUAUCCCAUGAGGUCGAAGAAGGAGGUCACAGAGGUAUCUGCUUCAUUCAACGGCGAUGACGAGUCGCGUCGGACAGUAGAAUCGGAGCCCCACAGGAACAGCUCAUCCCACAGCAGUACCAAUAAGGUGGUGGUGAUUGAUCUGACUCUGGACAGCUCUUCAGACGACGAUCUGGACGAUGAGCCUCCUCUCAAGAGACCCUGUCCCUCCUCCUCCUCCUUGUCCCCUGCCUCACCGCCUAUCAGCAAGGGCGUGUUGAACCUCCACAGCCAGGUAUCUCCGGUGGCCAGAGCUCCCAGCAUGCCUCCUGUUGAGACCAGCUACAUCCCCCUCCACCCCCCCUCAUACAGGACUACAGCCACUACUACCACACCCCUAAUGACCUGGACCUCAACUUCUUCUCAUUCCUCCAGGGAGACAACCAUCAGCACUACAACAUGGUGAUGGCCGCAGCUGCGGCGGCCUCAGCCUCCGAUGACCACGACUUGCUCCUGAACCGCUUCUUGCCCUAUAGCUCCUCCCAGAUGUUCCUGGACCAAUCAGGGACCCCGGC